Lycium ferocissimum is the source of this 1006-nucleotide messenger RNA. RefSeq names its product thaumatin-like protein. Bases 16 to 888 code for a protein of 290 amino acids. Gene Ontology annotation, biological process: defense response. The record is from RefSeq and is a predicted model, not a curated record. The transcript is spliced from 3 exons. NCBI's taxonomy places the organism in Eukaryota, Viridiplantae, Streptophyta, Magnoliopsida, Solanales, Solanaceae. Gene Ontology annotation, cellular component: extracellular region.
CUUGAAGUAAAAACAAUGAAGGAUUUGGACCACCUCUAUUAUAAUCCAAGCUAUAAAUAUGCAUUCUUUAGCUCCUCGUAUUCGUCAAAUUUGCAAAUGAGGAUGAAGUUUUCACGGAUAUGUUCAGCUCUCCUCUUCUUGAUAUGCCACUUCAUUACAUCAGGUAAACUUAUAGAGGUGGAGGGAUGCACCAUUUACAUUAGUAACAAAUGCCCCUUCCCUAUAUGGCCAGCCAUAGCCCCAAACACGGGCCAUCCAGUUUUAGCCAACGGUGGCUUCUACCUUCCGCCAGGCCAGAUUCACCGAAUCGGGGCCCCGGGUGUUUGGAGUGGACGCAUUUGGGCUCGAACCGGUUGCAAUUUUAACGAGCCCACUAAUCACAAAUUGGCCUGCGAAACAGGCGAUUGUGAUGGAAAAUUGGAAUGUGAAGGAUCCAUAGGCCUUCCUCCAGUUACACUAGUUGAAAUGACUAUACAAUAUGACAAAAGACAGCCCAGUUUCUAUGAUGUGAGCGUUGUUGACGGAUAUAACCUCCCUGUUACGGUAACAAAUAAGCCUGCAUCUUCAAAUUGCCUUAUUCGAGGCUGCAACAAAAACUUGAAAAACAUGUGCCCGCCAGAGCUUCAAGUUAUAAAUGACAAUGGACAAGUGGUGGCGUGUAAGAGUGGUUGCUUGGCUUUCAAUCUUGACUCAUUUUGUUGCAGGAACAAAUAUGGGAGUCCUGAUAAAUGCAAGCCGAGUGUGUACUCCAGUUGGUUCAAGAGAGCUUGUCCCUCUUAUGUUACUUAUGCUUUUGACACACCUUCGCCUCUGGUCAGCUGUUCCUCCGAUCAAUUUGUCAUAACUUUCUGUCCGGAUAGAUGGGGCACCCAGCAUUCGUCUGCUUGAUAGAAGUGUUCCUCUUUGUUUCGGCUUAAUCUUUACUUAGUUUGAAUAAUGUUAUUCUACACGAAAUAAUCUUUGACUCUACAUUAAGGGUUAUCCGUAAUAAAGAGUUUAAAUUAUA